AUGGCUGCUGGAGUAGCAACAUGGCUGCCCUUUGCCCGGGCAGCUGCAGUUGGCUGGCUGCCUCUGGCCAAACAAAAUAUGCCCAAGCCCCCUGUGGACAAAAAGACUCGAAGUGACGAAAUGUUAUUUGUAAAUGUCAGUGGACUUCGCUUCCAGACAUGGAAGAACACAUUGGACCGCUAUCCCGACACCUUGCUGGGCAGCUCCGAGAAGGAAUUCUUCUACAAUGAGGACACUCAGGAAUAUUUCUUUGACAGGGAUCCGGAGAUGUUCCGCCACAUACUCAACUUCUACCGCACGGGCAAGCUGCACUACCCUCGGCAUGAGUGCAUCCAAGCCUUUGACGAGGAGCUGGCGUUCUUCGGCAUCGUGCCAGAGAUCAUUGGGGACUGCUGCAUGGAAGAAUACCGUGACCGAAAGAAGGAGAACCAGGAACGCCUCGCGGAGGACACAGAGGCCGAAAUGGCCACGGACACUCCUUUACCGCCAAACAGCACCUCCCGGGAGAGGUUGUGGAGAGCCUUUGAGAAUCCCCAUACGAGCACUAUGGCUCUUGUUUUCUACUAUGUCACCGGUUUCUUUAUCGCUGUGUCAGUUAUUGCCAACAUUGUGGAAACGGUUCCUUGCCGACCACCCAAGGGGAGCAAAAAGGACCUCCCGUGUGGUGAGAAGUACUCACUGGCUUUCUUUUGUAUGGACACAGCCUGUGUGCUCAUCUUCACUUUCGAGUACCUGAUGAGGCUCUUUGCCGCACCGAGCCGUUGUAAAUUCAUGCGCUCCGUGAUGAGUGUAAUCGAUGUCGUGGCCAUCAUGCCGUACUACAUCGGCCUUGUCAUGCCCGAAAACGAGGAUGUGAGCGGAGCUUUCGUCACGCUGAGGGUCUUCCGCGUCUUUCGCAUCUUCAAGUUCUCUCGCCAUUCACAGGGUUUGCGUAUCCUGGGAUACACCCUCAAGAGCUGUGCUUCAGAAUUGGGUUUCCUUCUCUUCUCCCUUACCAUGGCCAUCAUUAUCUUUGCUACCGUCAUGUUCUAUGCUGAGAAAGGCACCAAAGGCACCAACUUCACCAGCAUUCCUGCUGCCUUCUGGUACACCAUUGUAACCAUGACAACACUGGGAUACGGAGACAUGGUUCCCAACACCAUUGCCGGGAAAAUAUUUGGCUCCAUAUGCUCCCUGAGUGGUGUCUUGGUGAUAGCUCUUCCCGUGCCUGUCAUUGUGUCCAACUUCAGUCGAAUCUACCACCAGAACCAGAGAGCAGACAAGAUGAGGGCACAGCAGAAAGUGCGACUGGCCAGGAUUCGCUUGGCCAAGAAAGGGACCACCAAUGCUUUCCUACAAUACAAAGAGGACGGAGGCCUGCAGAUUUGUGAUGGGGAUAGCACAGCUGUGUGUCUGAAGAACAGGUCAUCAUUUGAGCACCAACAUCACCAUCUACUCCACUGUCUGGAGAAGACCACCAAUCACGAGUUCACGGACGAAAUGACUUAUAGUGAGAUGUGCAUGACGGAAUCGGUGGGCUACCGGACCAGUCGUAGCACUUCGCUGUCCAGCCAGCAGGGCGUGUCCACCUCCUGCUGCCCCAGGCGGGCCAAGAGGAGGGCUAUUCGGCUGGCCAACUCCACGGUGUCGGUCAGCCGCGGCAGCGUGCAAGAGCUGGACACUCUCCAGGUUCAGAAGAGCUCCGCGGGGCCCCAGAGCCGUUCCAGUCUAAACGCCAGGACAGAGGAGCUGAAGCUGAACUGUGAGGACAGGGACUUCACGGCAGCCAUCAUUAGCAUACCCACUCCGCCCGCCAACACUCCCGACGAGAGCCUGCCUUCCUCCCCCGCCAUCCCCGGCAUCCUGCGCAACUCCCGCUCCAGCACCUACACCCACGAAACCGUCAAGAUCUCCUCCUUAUAA
Chanos chanos (milkfish) is the source of this 1902-nucleotide messenger RNA. RefSeq names its product potassium voltage-gated channel, Shal-related subfamily, member 1 (gene kcnd1). Bases 1 to 1902 code for a protein of 633 amino acids. Gene Ontology annotation, molecular function: protein binding; A-type (transient outward) potassium channel activity. The transcript is spliced from 6 exons. Gene Ontology annotation, cellular component: postsynaptic membrane; neuronal cell body; voltage-gated potassium channel complex. The record is from RefSeq and is a predicted model, not a curated record. Lineage: Eukaryota; Metazoa; Chordata; Actinopteri; Gonorynchiformes; Chanidae. Gene Ontology annotation, biological process: potassium ion transmembrane transport; action potential; protein homooligomerization.